GUCCUGAUACCGUAUGAAUUUCUACGCAUCCACACAUCUCAUUUAAACGUUCGCAUCGGUACAAAAAUAAACAUUUACGGAUCUGUAGCUAAUUAACGCUCAUCAUUAUGCAAAUACAAAUUCUGCAAGUGGUUAUAAUAUCUAGUAUGCCAUAAUGAAAACGGUUCUGUAUAACUUUGUUUGUAGCAUUCACUCUUUAGUAGUUAUUUCUGUAGACAUCUUAUAUAUGAUCGUUUUAUUCUUCAAUUUAAACUUUCCAUUUACUACUUUGCGUAAUUAACACGUUGAAUGCCUUAGGGGGCCACCAGUGACCAUCACUACGAAUUCAGUAUUAUAGAGUAACUGAAAGAAGCAUCAAAUUCUAAAUAUAAUUAAUAUUGUAUAAAAAAAAAAUUAGAAAAUGAAAUAUGGUAAUUUAAAUUAUUUAUAAUUGGAGCGCGCCGUGUUGCCGGCAACCGUUUGUACGUACACGUCAACUCCUUAAUUACUGCAGUAGAAAGGGGCACAUGUGGUCAGGCAUAUCAAAACUUUAAUUACCAAAGAUACCAAUAGUUACUUUUUUAAUUUAAGUUUCGACUCUAUUAUUCUUUGUUAUUCUUCACAGUUCCAUAUCGUUACGAAAGGAAAACCCAUUUAGAUGAUCUUCUCAGUUAAUUCACAAGCUGAUUGUUGUGGACCAUUAUAAAGUAGAGCUUCUUAGUGCUCCUCCUCGUCGAACUGAAAUAGACGACCAGAAUGUGACUCAUCAUUUAUGAUAAAAUUGCCCUUCUAGAAUUGUGAAAAUCAUUUAUGUCCUGUUCUAUCCGCAACGUAAUGUUUUCCAUAAACGGUAUAGAAUGUCACGGGCACCUUCAAUGACUUCAAAACAACGAUUAAAUUCAUGAGGUAUUACGAGCCUGCAAAAUGAAAACCGCACGAACUCGGAGAACCAUUUCCAGUACAUCGGUCAACCAGUUAAUUCGCCAAUUAUUUUGUCAGCAGCAGAAAGAGAAAAAGAGAAUUUAAAAUCAAGAUCCUAUCGUUAUAAUAAGUAUUAUUUCAAAUCUAAUAAACGAAUAGUGUAUUAGUGUACAAGGAAACGAGUUGCGCCCUCUUUUAGUCACAGGUGUACACACUGAGAAGCAAUUUAAUGACGCGAACGCCAGCAGCGCUGUUCAACUCUAUUUCAGUACUCAGGGCGCGUUCAAUCGAAGUGGUUGGUUAUGCACAUGUAAUAAAGAAAAAGGUUUGCAUUUUGUGACAGCACGUUACACGGUGGAUAUCGAUCGAAAAGUAAUAUCACCAGACUGGAAGCUGGCUAAACGACUCGCAUCGAAUAAAUCUUUCAGUGAAUCGAAGAAUUUUCAUCGACCGUUCGCUGUCACAGUAAGCGAAAACACCGCGAAAACCCUGGGAACAUUUCUCGUGGUGUCGCAUGCACAUUCCUGCACCAAUACACGCAUGCACGCCUUAUAAGUGAUCCUGUAUUACCUCAAUGAAGAAGAACGAAGACGAAGCGUGCAUGCUGAGGACAGCAAAGUUUAGUGACCCACCCAAGAUCGGCUGGGAAGUCCUUAUGGUAGCUGAAGGCCGUGGAGGACCAUUCCCGAGCGAGAUCCAAGGGCUGAAGGGCUGGCCCCGUCGUUGGAUCCACUCGGCCAGUACUUAUAUUUAGAAUAAAUAUGACCGACAGAAACGAGAAUUUCUUAUGCGAAACCGAGGAUGAAUCGAGCGGACAACCUAUACCCUAUAAACCUGCUUGCAAUUGGAACAACAAUAACGAUAUUCAUGGUAAUGGUUCAAGGAACAUCGUCAAGAAGGACGGAGGAUUAUGCGUGAUCAAGGAUUCGAAUUAUUUUCAAAGACCCGUCAAUCAUUACAAAGAUCAAACUAAUUUGAAUGGUCGUCAUCCGAAGAGAGCGCCCAUCGUUGGUUGGCAAAAUGGAAGUCCAACGGUGUUUCCAAGCACACCGUGCGGCACACCUGACCCAGACACACUGGAGACGAUCGAUCUGUCUCGUUCCCAAAGCGUCGUGUCCACGAAGAGUUCAGGUAUAUGCCAGGAUUCUGGUAACACCGAGGAUCUCAGCAGUCUGGCCGACGAAAGACUCCUUCAGUCUACACCGGCACGCACCAUCGACAGAAGCGUGGAAUCUUUGUCGCCUGACAAAGACACCUUCUUAACUUUGUCACCAGAAAUAGGAAGGAGCAAGGAUCUAAGCUUGGCCGAUGAUCUUGAGGAUAAGAUUGAUCUACUCAGCCCUGGAACGGACUGCACCGAGGACAGGGUACCGCCUACCCCUAUGGAAACCAGCUACCUCAGCUCCCCUAAUCUAACGCUAGGACCAAGUCCCACUAACAAGCACGAAUUAGCAGCGUUGAACUUCGAAUCCCAUCCGAUUCACAGAACCGAAGAGAUAAGCAAUUUUCAGAGCUACCCAGAUACCAGAACCAUCAUCACCCCGAAUCCAGGCUUCAGAGAGGAUGAUUGUAGAGAUUCCAUUGACUCUGAUUUAGACUUGGAUGGGGAUUUAGCUAAGAACCAGACGGUCAAGCCUAAAGUACCUGACGGUGGUUGGGGUUGGGUGGUUGUAUUAGCUUCUCUGAUCAUCUCCAUGAUAGCCGAUGGUGUGUCUUUCAGUUUCGGAUUGUUGUACAUUGAAUUCCUUCAGGAAUUCGGUGCGUCCAAGUCGAAGACCGCUUGGAUAGGUUCGUUGUUCAUGGCGGUACCACUUUUGUCAGGUCCUAUUAUGUCUGCGUUGGUUGAUCGUUACGGAUGCAGGGCCAUGACUAUUCUCGGUGGUUUGAUCUCCGGCAUCGGCUUCGUGCUCAGUUGUUUCAGCAACACCAUCGAGGUAAUGUACUUAACUUUUGGAGUGAUUGCGGGUAUCGGUCUGGGUCUGUGCUACGUCACUGCGGUCGUGAGCAUCGCGUAUUGGUUCGACAAGAAACGAACCCUAGCUGUAGGUCUAGGCGCCUGUGGCACUGGUAUCGGUACCUUCGUCUACGCCCCCAUGACCACCUUCUUCAUCGAGGAGUACGGAUGGCGUGGUACCUGUCUGAUGUUAGCUGGCACCUUCUUCAACAUGAUCGUCUGCGGGACCGUGAUGCGUGAUCCAGAGUGGUGGAUCAUCGAGCAGCAGAAACAGAAUGGAACGACACCGAAGAAGUCCACUACCAAGUCCGAGUGCGAUAGAUCUAUAGCAAGUCCCGAGGAUGAGUUCCCUGGGGUGGAGGAGCUUAGGAGGAUGCUGAAGAGCGGACACACACCGGAGUACCUUUUGCAGAUUCUCAGUACCACCACUGAGGAUCCACUGAAUGGAGAUAUCAAAUUCAGAAGCGUUGUUAAUUUGCCCACCUUUGUGAAACAUAACGAGAAGGUGCCUGUGGAGGUAUUAGAACUGCUUGCCAGUAAUCCAAGGCUCUACAAGGUCAUUCUGGAGAACUAUCCCAAUCUUCUAUCCUGUAGAAGUUACUCGGAUAAAAAGUUACACGAAUCCGUUGGGGAAGUUGGCAACAAGAGUGUCGUUACAAUGUCUAUGAGGUUGAAGCAAGCAAACGAUGGGCCAAAGGGUGAAGAUUCUCAUGCGACGAACAAUUAUCAUUCUGGAUCAGCGUGUAAUUCCAUUAAGAAUCAUAUAACUAAAAAGAUAGUUAAAAAGGAAUCUGAAGAAGCAAAUCCUUUAUUGACCAAAGAACUUGAACAUACAACAACCGAAGGUCGAAAAGUAAAGUCUGCGUCAAGAGGUAUAGGAGAACUGAAUUGUGGUGUUGUCAGAACAGAUUCACUCCCAUGGUUGAGAAGACAAUUUAAUACUAAUACUCACUAUUUCAAGGAUAUUAGAAUUCAUAGAAACUCGGUUAUGUAUCGUGGUGCUGCUCUGAAUUUGCACAAGUACAGAUUAAGGGCCAGUAGCUGUCCUGAUAUUUACAGGAACAGCAUGACUACAUUGGCGAAAGAAAAUGAAGAGAAAUGGUACAGCGAAUUGGUAGAUUUAUUGAAGGGUAUGAUGGAUUUCUCAAUGUUCCUGGAAUUACACUUUUUAUUGCUAUCGCUAUCAACGAUCUUGUUGUUUACUUGGUUUAUCGUGCCUUAUUUUUAUCUUGCCGAACACUUAACCAGAAACAGUUACACCGAAUCCGAUGCUGCAAAUCUUCUUAGUAUUAUCGGCAUCACCAACACCAUUGGAAUGAUUGGUCUUGGUUGGGCUGGCGAUCAACCUUGGAUGAACGUUAGCAAAACAUACACUUGGUGUUUGGUUGCCUGUGGUAUAGCAACAGUUUUAAUGUCAAUAUUAACUCCUUACUAUAACUUGUUGAUGGUUACCUCAGCAGCAUUUGGCCUGUUUUUUGCCAGUAACUUUAGCUUCACUCCUGUUAUACUUGUAGAAUUGAUACCUCUUGAGAGAUUCACCACUGCCUAUGGCCUUAGCCUCUUGUGUCAAGGGAUUGGAAAUCUUCUUGGUCCACCAUUGGCUGGCUGGUUGUUUGAUGUAACAGACUCAUGGGAUUUGUCAUUUCACAUGGCUGGUGGGUGGAUCAUUGUUUCUGGACUUUUAGUAGGGCUUGUUCCUUAUACGAAAAAUAGGAAGAUCUGGGGUGAAGGUCCUAUUGAAAUGGAACGUGAGAAAGAUUGUUUAGCUUAAAUUUGUUUUAUUAAAUUUGAUAAACGUUCCAGUUGGGUACAUCGUAGUCGGCUGGAUAUUGAAAUCUAACUGAUGUUAAAAAGUUAUAUUAGUUUUGAAGGUGCUAAACUAUUUAAAGGGGUUCGCUCUUUAAAUUUGUUCGUAGGAAGGAUAGAUAGUAAAAUUGUUAGUUGGUUUAUACUUAUUUCCUUGUUAUUGUUACAGAAAAUCAGGAUUAGAAUAAUAAUUAUAUUUCUUUUAUUUUUUAGUUAUAUUAGUUUUUCCAUGUUUGGGGGAGCAAUUUACUUCUAGCCAUAUUUUUAAUUAUACAGUCAUAUUUUCGCGUACAGUGAUAAUAGUAGCAUUUAUAGAUCAAUAAUGAUAUUUGUCAAACAUAAUAUACAGUAAUGUAUAUUUAUUUAUAGGUUUAAUUAUUUAAAUCUACAAUCUACUCUAUUUUUCGAUUCAUAUGCACGAUAGGUAUUAAAUAGACAAAUAUAUCUUUUAUGAAAUUUAUUCAAAUAAUAUAUAUUUUCUUUAAAACAGGCUAUCGAGAAUCGAUAGCAUUCAUUCUAAAGUAGUAAAUAUCUAAGUAGCUAAAUGAAUCUUUUUUCAAAAAUUAUUUUAGCGAUAAAGCUUUUUACUAUGAAAUUGAAAGUAGUUGCUUGAUAAUUAUUUAACAAGUUAUACAUAUGUAUAACAUAUACAUUCAUAUUCGACCAGUUAUUAUAACUAUGAAAAUUGUAUAUGUAUUCGGUAAUUAACAAAAACGAUUAAAUUCGUGUAUUCGUAAAAGUGUUAAUCAAGGCAAGGAAUUUUUGGAGUGCAAACAGAAUUAGGUACACUUCUAAACUUUUGCCUUAUAGCGUCCAAUAUAUACGAAUAGCUAAAUCAAAAGUCUGUCGUGGAAACGAAAAUGAUGCAUUAUAAAUUUCGCAUCGUUGUAACGAAACGUCCUGGCCGUGAUCGUGUCGUUUUUUUCAGAAGAUAAAAACGUAGAAAAUUGCGUGAUCGAACAUUUAGAGUUCGCUGACUCCAGCGAGACUGUUGAUAAAAUAUUUUCGAAGUUCAAUGUUAUCUUGUUAUAUAAAUAUAUAUUGAAAAUUAACAAAUUCAUCCAACUUUUGGAUAAUUAUUUACAGCUUUUUCGAAACGUUUAAACAAUUUGACAAUUUUCAUAGGAAGACAAAACGUAGGAUUAUAAUAUAAUCAGUGUUUUACUUAAACAUUUCUUGAUGUCUGUACUUAAUACUCCUUUAAUUAAAACUUAUUAAAGAAUUUUUGUAUAUAGCCAAUAUUUUAUUAAAAUAACUAUAUGUAUAUAAAUAAUUAUCCGGGCAAUUAUUAUUAUAUGAAGGAUACAUAUAAUAUGCUUCCAAGUAUAAACUAGUCAACAAUGGCAAUCACGUUGUCGCAUUAACUUCCUUACAGUUGCAUUAUUCGUGGGAUAAAAAUUGAUAAACGUAUAUUCAAUGAAAUUUGAAAAGAAAAAAACAUAUAUUACCGAUGAAUUGUAAUGCCUGAAAUGUUAAUAACGUAUAUAUAAAUAGAUACGAACAUUUAUAUUUAUAUAAAUAUAUACAUACAAUACAGAAGAACGCAAUGAAAUUAUUUAAUUAAAAGAACGAAAGCGCAGAAAAGGACGGAGCUGAGAAAAAAAAAAAAAA
Molecule: messenger RNA, 6271 nt
Organism: Osmia lignaria (orchard mason bee)
Lineage: Eukaryota; Metazoa; Arthropoda; Insecta; Hymenoptera; Megachilidae
Biological process (GO): monocarboxylic acid transport; transmembrane transport
Molecular function (GO): monocarboxylic acid transmembrane transporter activity
Source: RefSeq, a predicted model, not a curated record